Molecule: messenger RNA, 1470 nt
Organism: Phyllopteryx taeniolatus (common seadragon)
Lineage: Eukaryota; Metazoa; Chordata; Actinopteri; Syngnathiformes; Syngnathidae
Product: glutaredoxin domain-containing cysteine-rich protein 2
Exons: 6
Coding region: 102-896 (264 amino acids)
Biological process (GO): sensory perception of sound
Source: RefSeq, a predicted model, not a curated record
CAUUAGAGCAACCAACAACCAAGAAGUGAACAGAAACAGGGGAACUCCAGAUACAUCAUACUUAAUGAGGCGUAGCUGGAACGGACAUAAGGGGAGUCGUCAUGGAGGAACCCCAGAGAAAAAAGAGUCAGCGACAUGAAGGCACCAAGCCCAGAAAGGUCAGGUUCAAACUGGCGUCGUCCUACAGCGGCCGGGUCCUGAAGCACGUGUACGAGGACGGGCAGGAGCUGGACAGCCCCGAGGAGAAGUACCCUCACAGCUUCCUCCCACACGGCAAGAUAACACCAAGCCACCUGGAGAUGGAACAGCUGUGCGGUUUCGAGGAGCCUCUGUCGACGCAGCAGGGUGUCGAGCCUCCAGCAGGACUCAUUGCCCAGAGAAUCAACGUAUACAGAGGAAUGGGAAACUACAAGGCAGCUGUGGGCCAGACCAACCAAACAGAUGGAGACACUAAAUCGUCAGUGUUGGACUUUGGAAAGAUCAUCAUCUACACCAGCAACCUGCGCAUCGUACGAGCGCCGGCGAGGAAAGCCGAGGCGUCGCGCCACGGUGCGGCGCCCCCUGUGGCCCCGGAGGGAAACCCACAGGCCCGUGAGCAGGGCAGCAGGAGGCGAGCGAAGGUCCCGGGUACACAGGAGGAUGAGCGUAAACUGACGACACACACGCAGGAGAUGGGCGGCUGCCAGCUCUGCGGCGGCUCGGGCUGCACGCCGUGCUCGCUGUGUCACGGCAGCAAGCUGUCCAUGCUGGCCAACCGCUUCAACGAGUCCAUCAGCGAGCUGCGCUGCCAGGCCUGCUACCCUCACGGCCUGGAGAGGUGCCAGGCUUGUGCCGGCAAAUCGCGAUUUUUGCCCACCGCUCGUGCCCGGCGUGGAUGGGAGCCAGCCAGCCAGUGAAUGGAAGUGUCUUUGACGCUCAAGUGUGUGUCCAGGCGGCACGAUUGCUUAAUCCCAAAUGUUCAUGGCGGGGUUUCAAGCGUAAACCAUGGCUGAAUAGGGGAAUUAUGACUGUGCUGCACGACCGUAAAAUACAUUUUACUGUGUGCGGUGAACAUAAUCCCCCCAUUUUGUGCAGGUCACAUUAUUUUGCAUCUCUGCUCUGCUUAAUUAAAAUGAUUCAAACAUUAACAGAUGUAUUUUACCUAGUAGUAACGUAUUUAUUAUUAAUCCAAGAAAUAUCUCUGCACCAAAAUCAAACAUUGUUUAUUUAUAGGCUACUUACACCAUGUGUUGUACCAUAUAUAUGAGGGAAUGAGAUGGAUGCACAGAGUUUUGAAAUCAUUUCUUCAAAUAAUAAUGGGAAUAAUUAUAAUAUUACACGUGUGUACUGGACUGCAAUGUCAUUUAAAUGAACUUUUUUUUAAAAUGAAAAAGUUCAGAUUUAAUUCUCAGGAUAUUGCCAACCCAGCUUAAUUGUUUCAAAUUUAUUGUUGAAAUUGUUGCAUUAAAUAAUAAUAAAAAAAUAUUGUUU